AUGUCUAACGAGACCUUCUACUUGCUUCCCUUGAACGACGAUGGCUCUCCGGACGUGCCUGGGGGUUUUAUCUAUCUUCCCCCACCAGACCAUCCAAAGUAUUCGCUCCGAUUCCUUAUCGAGGGGAGCAGCUCAAUAUGCAGGGAUGGGACGCUUUGGAUAAAUAUUCCUGAGAUUGGAAAAUCGUUUGAUCGUCAAUCGUUUCGGCCUUUUAAGUUAUAUCCGGACUUUAGCAGAAACAUUCAGAUCGAUGUCCCAGUCACCUGUCCCGGGUCUUUCGCAUACUAUGUAACCUACUCGCCACUCCCGGAGUUUACUAUCACAUCCAGCGCGCCGGUGAAGCCAGCAAGGACUCCGACUCAUUACAUUGAUGUGUCUCCAAGGCUCAGUCUUGCGGGCGAGGGUAUACCACUCAAUGCUCUAUCAAUAUUCUCGGUGAAUUCCAAAUUCAUGGGUAAGUAUCCGGAGGAUUGGAAUCAAUACCUGAACAGUAUCUCUCGGCGCAAGUAUAACAUGGUUCACUUCACUCCGUUGAUGAAACGAGGGGCAUCCAACUCGCCGUAUAGCAUUUUUGAUCAACUGCAAUUUGACGAUAUUGCAUUUCCGAACGGAGAAAAUGAUGUUCAAAAACUCAUCAAAGACAUGGAGGAGAAGCACUCCCUACUGUCCUUGGCUGAUGUCGUGUGGAAUCACACUGCCAACAACAGCAAAUGGCUCGAGGAACACCCAGAGGCUGGAUACAGCGUUGAAACUGCUCCCUGGCUCGAAGCAGCGCUGGAGCUGGACACUGCAUUAUUGAAAUUCAGCCAUGAACUACAAAAGCGCGGUCUGCCAACUGACUUUAAGACUGUCGACGAUCUGACGCUCGUUAUGAACGAAGUGAAGAACCAUGUUAUAGAAGACCUAUGCCUCUGGGAGUUUUACGUUCUCGACGUUAAGAGCAAUGCUCGGAGGGUUAUAGACGAGUGGAAAGUAUCCACAAACAGCGAUAUAGAACGUGGGCGCUGGGCGCAGCUCGAUCUAGGAGCCUACAAAGCGUGGUCAUUGGAAGAUCAGGCAAGCCUCAUUCGCCAGAAAGGAGUCCCGACUGCGGGCCAAAUCCUCGGAAGAUACAGUCGAGAAAUUGAUACUCAACUCGGGGUGGCCAUUGCUACUGCACUGUUUGGAAACUUUGACGCCACGUCGUCGGACUUGACUGCGGUUGAGAAUACCCUGCGCAAGCUGCUCGACGUAGUCAAUGUGCCGUUUUACAAGGAGUACAACUCAGAUGUCACCGAAAUCAUGAGUCAGCUUUUCAAUCGUAUCAAGUACCUGAGGAUUGAUGACCAUGGACCGAAGCUCGGUCCUGUGACCGACCAAAAUCCGCUCAUAGAGUCGUACUUCACCAGACUGCCUCUGAACGAAAUCACUAAGAAACACAGCCCCAAAGCAUUAGCCCUCGCCAACAAUGGCUGGAUAUGGAACGCGGAUGCUAUGCGCGAUAACGCUGGGCCCAAUUCUAGGGCAUACCUACGGCGAGAAGUGAUUGUCUGGGGAGACUGUGUCAAAUUGCGGUAUGGAGAUGGCCCUGAAGACAACCCUUUCUUAUGGGACUUCAUGGCCAGGUACACUCGCUUAAUGGCCAAGUACUUUUCUGGCUUCAGAAUUGACAAUUGUCACUCCACACCUUUGGUAGUUGCAGAGUACCUGAUUGACGAGGCACGAAAAAUCCGCCCCGACCUUGCAAUUUUUGCCGAACUUUUUACGGGGUCUGAAGAAGCCGAUUAUAUUUUUGUCAAGCGGCUCGGUAUUAACGCACUCAUCCGCGAGGCCAUGCAAGCCUGGAGCGCGGGAGAGCUAAGCCGUUUGGUGCACCGUCAUGGUGGCCGUCCCAUAGGCAGUUUUGAGUUGGAUCUGCCCUCCCCAGGCCUAGAUCUUUCAAAAUCCCAAGUGAGUGGUAGCGAGAGGGAAAUAAUACGCAGUAUACGCCCCAUUCCCGUUCCAGCGUUGUUCAUGGACUGUACACAUGACAAUGAAAUGCCAGCGCAAAAGAGAACGGCGACAGAUACACUACCAAACGCUGCUCUUGUAGCAAUGUGUGACUCUGCCAUUGGAAGCGUUAUGGGAUAUGAUGAAGUCUAUCCCAAAAUCGUGGAUCUUGUGCAUGAAACCCGACUGUACUCCUUCUUUGAUCUUCCGGAAUCCCCAACUCUUGACGAACUGGUCAAUCUUAAGGGGAUCAGUGGCUUGAAGCGGCUGCUCAACGAACUUCAUACUAUGAUGGGUCAAAUGGGGUACGAUGAAACUUUCAUUCAUCAUGAUGGUGAAUACAUCACCGUGCAUAGGGUGCAUCCACAAACGCGAAAGGGUAUAUUCUUGAUCGCCCAUACAGCUUUUCCCGGUCAGAAUAGCGGAGCCCUUCUCGCCCCUAUACACCUCGCUGCUACUCGAGCCAAGCCUAUCGGAUCGUGGCUCCUCAAGGUUCAAGAACUAUCUGACGACAAGGAGCGUGCCCUAUCGGACAAAGUUUACCUUCAAGGAUUGCCAAGUGAGGUUUUGAAGAUCGAGGGUGCUCGAAUUGAAGAAACAGAUCGCGAAACUAUAAUCUCAGUUUUAGACCCAUUCAUCCCAGGAUCUAUUGCAUUAUUCGAGACAUCAAUACCCAGUCUUGAGCACGCAGAUGAGCUGAGUAAUGAUGCUAUUACUGAUGGAGCAGUGGAGGCAUUUUCGGAACUGAGCUUGAUUGACCUGAACUUUGUGCUCUACCGCUGCGAUGCUGAAGAACGUGAUUCAAGCGGUGGCCAGGAUGGAGUCUAUGACAUCCCAAACCACGGACCAUUGGUUUAUGCUGGCCUUCAGGGUUGGUGGAGUAUUUUGGAAGGCAUCAUCAGAUACAAUGAGCUGGGCCAUCCGCUCUGCGAUCAUCUCAGACAAGGCCAGUGGGCCCUUGACUAUAUUGUUAAUCGCUUGAUGAAAGCCACAAAAAAUCCACAGUAUGCCGCUCUUAGGCGUCCCGCUGAAUGGUUGGAAGCAAAGUUCCAAAUCGUCCGCGGUCUACCGAGCUUUCUUCUUCCUCGCUACUUUGCUAUAAUUGUUCAAACCGCUUAUGUGGCUGCCUGGAACAGGGGUAUACAGCUCCUGGGUGAUGAUGUGAGGGUGGGUCAGGCUUUCACCCAACAGCUUGCCAUGGUCAGCGUGCAGCAGACUGGAUUUGUGAAUUCCGCAUCAUUAUGGCCCAAAAAAUCAGUCCCAAGUCUUGCAGCUGGUCUACCGCAUUUUGCAACAGAUUGGGCUAGAUGUUGGGGCCGUGAUGUCUUCAUAUCUCUUAGGGGACUACUUCUGUGCACUGGAAGAUUCAUUGACGCUAAGGAGCAUAUCCUCGCUUUUGCCAGCGUGCUAAAGCAUGGUAUGAUUCCUAAUCUAUUAGGCAGCGGUAAACUUCCGCGGUAUAACUCUCGCGAUUCCAUAUGGUUUUUGCUGCAGGCUAUACAAGAUUACACGAAGAUGGCACCUGACGGUCUUGAAUUGCUGCAAGACAAGACUCCCAGACGAUUCCUACCGUACGACGAUACGUGGUUCCCAUUUGAUGAUCCGAAGGCAUAUUCGCAGACCUCAACCAUCGUGGAUAUAAUCCAAGAAGUAUUCCAGCGCCAUGCACAAGGAAUCUCCUUUCGUGAGUAUAAUGCGGGCCCAGAGCUCGAUGUGCAGAUGAAAUCGGAGGGAUUCAAUAUCGACAUCCGCGUGAACUGGGAAACAGGUUUGAUUUUUGGCGGCAGCCAGCACAACUGUGGGACAUGGCAAGACAAGAUGGGAGAAAGCGAGAAAGCCGGUAACAAGGGUGUACCCGGUACUCCACGAGAUGGCGCUGCUAUUGAAAUUACCGGACUGCUUUACAGUGCCCUGAAGUGGGUUACAGAACUUAACAAGCAGGGCUUGUUUCCUUACGACAAAGUGGAUAUUGGAAAUGGCAAAUCUAUCACAUUCGAAGGCUGGGCUGCGAAGGUGAAAACUAAUUUCGAGCGCUGCUAUUAUAUACCGCUGGAUCCGAAUGAUGACGAUCAAUACGACAUCGACUCCGGAAUUGUGAAUCGUCGGGGCAUCUACAAAGACCUUUACAGAUCGGGUAAACCUUACGAGGACUACCAGCUUCGGUCUAAUUUCCCAAUCGCCAUGGUUGUGUCACCAGAACUGUUUGAUCCUUCCAAAGCGCUGGGUGCGCUCGCUAUUGCCGAUUCUGUGCUUGCUGGUCCCCUAGGAAUGGCUACGCUCGAUCCUUCUGAUCUGAACUAUCGCCCAGACUACAAUAACGCGGAAGACUCCACCGAUUUUGCAACAUCAAAAGGCAGAAACUACCAUCAAGGUCCGGAGUGGGUUUGGCUACGAGGAUACUUUCUCCGCGCACUCUUGUACUUUGAUCUUGCGCGACGCAAGACUGCGGAUGAGCGGACGGAAGCAUUCCAGCAGGUAACAAGAAGGCUAGCGGGUUGCAAGAAAGCUCUGAGGGAAAGCCCUUGGAAGGGCCUUACUGAGCUAACAAAUAGGAACGGCAAUCAUUGUGCAGACUCGUCACCAACUCAAUCAUGGUCGGCAGGUUGUCUACUCGAUCUUUAUUAUGACGCCUCACGGUAUAUUUAACUCUUGCCAUUUAGAAGAACAGAUAUAUACUUCAUAACUGUCAGCGCCGCGGAAGGCUGAGAGCAUGUGGUAAAUUAGCAUAAUAGUGAUAGAGCAUAAACUGAAAUUUCAGCUACCAGUGAAGUUCU
This is a messenger RNA of Aspergillus nidulans FGSC A4, 4742 nucleotides long. RefSeq names its product putative glycogen debranching enzyme Gdb1. Bases 1 to 4614 code for a protein of 1537 amino acids. Lineage: Eukaryota; Fungi; Ascomycota; Eurotiomycetes; Eurotiales; Aspergillaceae. Gene Ontology annotation, biological process: carbohydrate metabolic process; glycogen catabolic process; glycogen biosynthetic process. Gene Ontology annotation, cellular component: cytoplasm. The record is from RefSeq and is a predicted model, not a curated record. Gene Ontology annotation, molecular function: amylo-alpha-1,6-glucosidase activity; 4-alpha-glucanotransferase activity. The transcript is spliced from 3 exons.